CUGCAUCUAACUCCAAUAUCUCAAGAACGAUGCGUUUAACCACAUCAAAUUAACCGACAGAGUUUGCAGCAAGUUAAACAGCUGAUGAGAGCAGUGAAAGUGAACAGAUCUGGCUUGCAAUCACUAACCGAUUUCAUAUAUUUCAAGCUUGGCAAAGGCCUUGUCUAGAAGUUCACUUUUGCCAUAAAUAAGUACUGAAAGUGACUUAAACUUUGGUAAACAUACAUUUGUUCGACUACUUAUUCGGUUUGUCACACUGACGCGGAUAGGAAAUUAAAAUUGUGUCUGAAAAGGUACUGAAAAUGAAAAAAAAAAGACAAGAAAAAAAAAUAAUGCAUGAGGGCGAGUGUUGGUUUGUUAGGACAAGAGUGGUUGGUAAUAAUGACGCAACGUGCACCAUCUAAUUUUAUAAAAACAAGAACGUGACAUGAACCGGGGGGAACUAGUAAGUCAGAAAACGCCAACUUCGAGAGAGCUAGCACAUGCAAGAAAAUGUUAUUCGCAUCGCCUAACACGUACACGUGGACUGAGACUAUUGGCUGCGUAAACAAGUCUCCACCAAACUCUGUCGUGACCAAAAGUCAAAAUCGUAUCGUGCAGGGAGAGGAGAAAGUUACAUCUACUUGAGAAACAGUCUUUGAGUUUUUAUUUCAAGAAUGGAGUUUAAGGAGUUAAAGGAAGCAAUAGAUCAAGUAGAGCUCGUUGAUGCUCACGCUCACAACAUUGUCUCUCUCGACUCUUCUUUUCCCUUCAUCCGAACUUUCUCGGAGGCCACCGGAGACUCUUUAUCCUUCGCUCCUCAUUCUCUCUCCUUCAAGAGGAAUCUGAGGGAAGUUGCUCAACUCUAUGGCAGUGAAGUAUCUCUGGAAGCUAUUGAGAAACAUCGUCAAACCUUGGGUUUGCAUUCUUUAACAUCCAAGUGUUUUAAUGAAGCAAGAAUCUCUGCUCUGCUCAUUGAUGAUGGAUUGAAGCUGGACAAGAAGCACGACACUGAAUGGCACAGAAACUUUGUUCCAUAUGUUGGUCGAGUACUGCGUAUUGAGACUCUUGCUGAGCAAAUCCUCGACGAAGAAAGUCCUGAUGACUCUUCUUGGACUUUAGAUUCUUUCACCAAAGCCUUUGUUGAAAGAUUGAAUUCGCUUGUUCCAGAGAUUGUUGCUUUGAAAACAAUCGCUGCUUAUCGUAGCGGUUUGGAUAUUGAUACUCAUGUGAGCAAAGAAGUUGCUGAAAAUGGCCUUGUUGAAGUCUUGCAAGCUGAAAAGCUUGUCCGUAUUGGAAACAAGGGCUUGAUUGAUUACAUUCUUACUCUUAGUUUGGAGGUCGCCGAACGUUAUGACUUGCCCUUGCAAAUUCACACAGGUUUUGGUGACAGGGAUUUGGAUUUGAGGUUGUCAAAUCCUCUUCACCUUAGAACCCUUCUUGAGGACAAAAGAUUUGAAAAGUGUCGUAUAGUUCUUCUUCAUGCAUCUUAUCCAUUCUCAAAGGAAGCAUCAUAUCUGUCUUCAGUUUAUCCUCAGGUGUUACUUCAUCCACACUCCAUUUAUUUAUGCAAUGUCGUUUGCUUAUUUUUGAUCUAUCUUUUGUUCUUCCUUAAGGUAUUCCUUGAUUUCGGUUUGGCGGUUCCAAAACUUAGUGCCCAUGGUAUGGUAUCUUCUGUUAAGGAACUUCUUCACUUAGCCUCAACAAAGAAGGUGAUGUUCAGUACUGAUGGCUAUGCAACUCCUGAGACCUACUAUUUGGGUGCAAAGAAAGCACGAGAGGUCAUCUUCUUAGUACUGCGUGAUGCAUGUGUCGGUGGUGAUCUCUCGCUCAUGGAAGCUAUUGAUGCAGCUAAAGACAUUUUAUCACGGAAUGCAAUUGCAUUUUAUAACAUAGAUGUAGACACAAGUUCUUCUAUUCCACAAAGUAGAAUAUCUCCCAAGUCACAGAUUGAGGAGCCUCAUGUUCAAGAAGAUAGUAGUUCGUUUGUACGUGUUAUUUGGGUUGAUACAUCAGGACAACAAAGAUGCCGUGUUGUUCAAGCGCAGCGUUUUAACAGAAGUGUGAAGAAGAACGGUAUUGGUUUGACUCAUGCAUCAAUGGGGAUGACUUCAUUUUAUGAUGGACCGGCAGAAGAGUCUAAAUUAACUGGUAUAGGUGAGAUUAGACUGGUUCCAGAUCUAUCAACCAAGCGGAUCAUACCAUGGACAAAGCAAGAGAGCAUGGUUUUAGCUGACAUGCUCCUGAAGCCUGGUGAAGCAUGGGACUACUGUCCAAGAGAGACCUUAAGAAGAGUCACAAAUGUUCUUAAAGAUGAAUUUGAUUUGGUAAUGAACGCUGGUUUUGAGAAUGAGUUUUAUCUCCUCAAGAAUGUUGUGCGGGAAGGGAAAGAAGAUUAUGUGCCUUUUGAAGUUGGUCCUUACUGUUCUACAUCCUCAUACGAUGCUGCAGCUAAGAUUUUCCAUGAAAUUAUACCAGCUCUUGAGUCCUUGAACAUCGCAGUUGAACAGUUUCAUGCUGAAUCCGGGAAAGGUCAGUUUGAAGUAUCUUUAGGUCACACCAUUGCGUUCCAUGCUGCCGACAAUUUGGUUUACACACGUGAAGUUAUAAGAUCGGUCGCAAGGAAACAUGGGUUGCUCGCAACCUUUGUUCCAAAGUAUGAUUUAUGUGAUAUUGGUUCUGGAUCACAUGUGCAUAUAAGUCUUUGGAAAAACGGUGAAAAUGUCUUCCCGGCCUCAGAUGAAUCAUCUGCUCAUGGAAUGUCUUCCAUUGGAGAAGAGUUCAUGGCUGGAGUUUUGUUUCACCUUCCUUCAAUAUUUGCAGUUCUAGCUCCACUUCCAAACAGCUAUGACCGAAUCCAACCUAAUACAUUUAGUGGAGCAUUCCAAUGCUGGGGCAAGGAGAACCGUGAGGCGGCUAUAAGAACGGCUUCUCCACCAGGAGCUCCUGAUGGUUUAGUUACUAACUUUGAGAUAAAAGCUUGUGAUGGCUCUACAAAUCCUCACCUUAGUUUGGCCAUUAUUAUGGCCGCCGGAAUUGAUGGUCUCCGGCGACACCUUCAACUUCCUGAUCCUAUAGAUACAAACCCGGCAGAUGUGGCUGCUACAUUGAAUAGACUUCCUGAAACGCUCUCAGAAGCUGUUGAAGCUCUGGAGAAAGAUAAAGUCCUCCACGAAUUACUAGGACAAAAUCUUUUAGUUGCCAUAACAGGAGUCCGCAAGGCUGAGGUCCAGUAUUAUUCGAAGAACCCGGGUGCAUCUAAGCAACUCAUUCACCGAUACUAAUUAAGCGUUGGCUCUCUUGAGCCAUGGGAUAGUGAUUGCUGGAUAAUUUGCUUUUUCCGUUGUUGAGUUUAUAUGAUAAAUGCCUAGAGAUUAAUAUCCUAAUCUCUAGAACUUCUUCAAUAAUAUCUAAGUGGUUAUAUAACA
This is a messenger RNA of Brassica napus (rape), 3407 nucleotides long. RefSeq names its product protein fluG. The record is from RefSeq and is a predicted model, not a curated record. NCBI's taxonomy places the organism in Eukaryota, Viridiplantae, Streptophyta, Magnoliopsida, Brassicales, Brassicaceae. The transcript is spliced from 16 exons. Gene Ontology annotation, molecular function: hydrolase activity; glutamine synthetase activity. Bases 657 to 3263 code for a protein of 868 amino acids.